Molecule: messenger RNA, 495 nt
Organism: Hansenula anomala
Lineage: Eukaryota; Fungi; Ascomycota; Saccharomycetes; Phaffomycetales; Wickerhamomycetaceae
Exons: 1
Coding region: 1-495 (164 amino acids)
Biological process (GO): positive regulation of mitotic metaphase/anaphase transition
Cellular component (GO): anaphase-promoting complex
Source: RefSeq, a predicted model, not a curated record
AUGGGAAGAGACGCACAAGCCAAUUAUAUUCAUCUUACAAAGUCUCAUUAUGCCCUGUAUAUAAGCCACUGGGUCCAUGAUAAGCUUCCAAAUGAGGAUAUUGAAGCACCAGGAUUCCACUUGGAUGAGGAUGAAGAUGAUGAGAGUUCAGCUAUGCAACAAACAGCGUUUGGUUCACUAAAGUCCCAUAGAAAGGGUAAACAACAUUUAUGGAAAGAUAUGGAUCUACAGAAGUUUUUAAAUGAGGAUUUGGAGUCGGUUAAUAAGUUGGAAGAUAAUACUAUUUUGAAGAGAAUUGAUAACUUGCAUGAAUUUGAUUCACCAGAUGUGGCGAGUGGUCCUUCGCCAAAUACAUCUUCAAACAUCAAUCAAGAACAUACACAGCCGGCAACAUUACCUUCAUUUGAAAUCACAACUCCUAAUGUCACAAGAAAUAGAGUUUCACAAAGAAAUACUCAAAAUUAUCAAACUCCUAUAGGUAGAAUCAUGAGAUAA